CAACUAUACCAGCAACAACGCCGACAGCAUCGAGUUCCUUUUUGUUGGAACAUUCGGCGCUUUUCUCGGCGGAUGCAUCACCGCAUUCACAAUGUAUAACCUACUUGGACAGCGCAAUGGGACCUUCAACAAGCAUAGCAUCUCGUGCCCAUCCCGGGUGAAUUUCUUCUUAACCAGCGGUAUCAACUUCGCUGUGGUCGUGGUUUGCCUCUGUAGCUUUAGACGCCACGCUCAAAGGAAUGACUCUUGGCUGGCCGCCUCGCAUUGCUUUACAUUGGUGGCUUCUGUAAUCUCGGUUUGUCCUCUUCAUCGGAUUCUCUUUAAGAUUCAUGCCGGCCAAUGCAAAUGCAUGAAUGAUGCGCAGCCUCCUGAUGUUGCGGAAUGAUUGCGGUCAGGCGGACCGUAGAUCAUCAGGCGUGGGAAGUUGUUAACUCAGUGAGCGGUGUCAUGACAAUAUUACACUUCAUCCCGUCUGUGGAGUAUUACAAAUUAAAACGCAAAACGAUGGAAAGGAACAACGAGUUAUGGCAGCG
Molecule: messenger RNA, 533 nt
Organism: Colletotrichum godetiae
Lineage: Eukaryota; Fungi; Ascomycota; Sordariomycetes; Glomerellales; Glomerellaceae
Exons: 2
Coding region: 92-385 (97 amino acids)
Source: RefSeq, a predicted model, not a curated record